This is a messenger RNA of Alosa sapidissima (American shad), 3557 nucleotides long. It is a transcript of the gene mta3, whose product is annotated as metastasis associated 1 family, member 3. The coding region runs from base 314 to 2452 and encodes 712 amino acids. Gene Ontology annotation, biological process: negative regulation of transcription by RNA polymerase II. The transcript has 19 exons. Gene Ontology annotation, molecular function: sequence-specific DNA binding; chromatin binding; histone deacetylase binding. Gene Ontology annotation, cellular component: NuRD complex; nucleoplasm. The record is from RefSeq and is a predicted model, not a curated record. NCBI's taxonomy places the organism in Eukaryota, Metazoa, Chordata, Actinopteri, Clupeiformes, Clupeidae.
UACCAUCGUCGCGAACUCCUCUCUGCUCUCUCCCUCCCACCCCUCGCCUCUCCUCCUCUCUCCCUCCCGCACCAGGAAGCCGUUCUGGGCUGAUAUCGGAGGCUUUUUCGCGUGUUACUGUAUUGUACUGUGAAUCUUGGGAGGGGGGCUCCUCUAAAGAUAGGCUAAUCCGCCUCUCAUUCACCCCGCCUUACCUACAUUUCAUUUUGAUAAAUGAAUGUAUACGAGGGUGGACUUUAAAAUCGUUGAUUAAUGUAUUUAUUCUGAACAUUUUUGUUUAUGAUUUGGUUUUUAACACUCCAAGAGGGCAGAAAUGGCGGCCAACAUGUACCGGGUCGGAGAUUAUGUCUUCUUUGAGAAUUCGUCGAGCAACCCGUACCUGAUCAGAAGAAUAGAGGAGCUCAAUAAGACGGCAAGUGGAAAUGUGGAGGCCAAGGUGGUGUGUUUCUACAGGAGGAGAGACAUCUCACACAGCCUGAUCCAGCUGGCAGACAAGCAUGCGAAGGACCUGGAGGAAGAGAGAGAUAGCCCAUCAGAACCUGAGCUGUCAGAGAAACAAAAGCACCAGCUCCGCCACAGAGAGCUUUUCCUGUCACGCCAGUAUGAAUCCCUCCCAGCCACACACAUACGGGGGAAGUGCAGUGUGGCGCUUCUUAAUGAGACGGAGUCGGUGUUGUCCUAUCUGGAUAAAGAGGAUACAUUCUUCUACUCGCUGGUGUACGAUCCCACGCAGAAAACGCUGCUGGCCGAUAAAGGGGAGAUUCGCGUAGGGCCACGCUUUCAAGCAGAUGUCCCUGAGAUGAUGCAAGAGGGUCUCAUUGAUGACCGAGAUCAGUCCAAGCUGGAGGAGCAGAUGUGGGACCCAGAGUGCCCGCUGACCAACAAGCAGAUCGACCAAUUCCUGGUGGUGGCUCGGGCGGUGGGCACGUUUGCGCGGGCUCUGGACUGCAGCAGCUCCGUCAGACAGCCCAGCUUACACAUGAGCGCAGCGGCCGCGUCGCGAGACAUCACACUGUUCCACGCCAUGGACACGCUGCACCGGCACAACUAUGACCUGUCGAGUGCCCUGAGCGUACUGGUGCCGCAGGGCGGGCCGGUGCUGUGCCGCGACGAGAUGGAGGAGUGGAGCUCCUCCGAGGCCAACCUGUUUGAGGAGGCCCUCGAGAAGUACGGCAAGGACUUCAACGACAUCCGGCAAGACUUUCUCCCGUGGAAGUCUCUUACCAGCAUCAUUGAGUAUUACUACAUGUGGAAGACCACAGACAGAUACGUUCAACAGAAACGUCUGAAAGCAGCAGAAGCCGAGAGCAAACUGAAGCAGGUUUACAUCCCAACAUAUAAUAAGCCCAACCCCAACCAGAUCUCGCUGAGUAACGGCAAAAUGGCCACCAUGAACGGGGCUGCAGCUCCUGGAACCUUCCCUUCCUCAGGGGCCGGCCGCGCAUGCGAGAGCUGCUUCGCCAUCCAGUCCCCACAGUGGUACUCAUGGGGUCCCCCCAACAUGCAGUGUCGUCUGUGCAUCGCCUGCUGGAUGUACUGGAAAAAGUACGGUGGCCUGAAGAUGCCAAGCAGAGCAGAAGGUGCUGAGGAGAGAACGCCUCCGAGCCCCACAGCCACCGUAAGAGCACACACAUCCACCGAACCUCGGUCCCGCAGUCACGGCAUGCGCCAGUCCUCCCACAUGGUGCCGGUGCGCAACAGCGGCAGCCCCAAGUCCUCCAUGAAGACCAAACAGGCCUUCCUGCUGCAAGCCACGCGCCUCACCAAGCUGGCGCGUCACAUGUGCCGUGACCUCAUCAGGCUGCGCCGCGCCGCGCGCCGCCCCUUUGUGCCCAUUAACUGUGGCGCCAUAAAGGCGGAGUAUAUGAUCAGAGCGUCGGAGGGGACAGGAGGAAGGCCGGUGCGAGUCAGACCCACACCCAGAAGCACCCUGACCAGCGUGCUGCAGUUCCUUGAGUCCCGCCCAGCCCCCCACGGAUUGAGGCCCCCGAGGACCCCCAGUCUGCAGGUGCAGCCUCCGCGUCGUCUGCUCUCCUCCCUGCCCAGUCACGGGUCACUCAGCAUGCUGGGGAAACGCAGCUACCAGCACCACAGCCGGCCAGAGGCGGAGAGGAGGGGAGCCACCGCAGCGCAAGAUAACCCAGGACACAUUGUAGGACCUGUUCUGCAUAAUGGGAAGAGCAGCGGGUCAAACAUGCGUGCUAGCAGCAUGAUGCUGCGUAAGCGCCGGCCCAACUGGAUCGACGCCCCUGACGACAGCUUCUUCCUCGUUUCCCGGGAGACCAGGAAAGCUCGGAGGCUGCUCACUCGCUCUCAACUCAGAAAAGCUUGUAGACAGCCAUGUGAGCAGAUCCACCUGCGCAGGGUCUCCCAGGGGCCUCCUCAGGGGCCGGUGGUGGCCCCCCCACACCCCAGCCUGAGGAUGCGCGGCCCCAUCGUCAUCCACGACUGAUCUCUAGUGCUGCUGGCCACCCUCUGCUCCGAUCCCCUUCCCAACUGCCCCGCCUGGCCCCUCUCAUCCUCCCCUGACCCUCACGCCUCGCCCCUCCCCCCCCACACCCACACUGCCCAAACACUGCUCCAGAUCACUCUUCUACACCCUCCUCCCAAAGAACUCCAAAUCUUUACUCAUGUGACCGCCUAUCCUCCAGUAUUUCAGUACAGGCAUCUGAUAGACUGCACAGAGUCUGUAUUAAUGCAUCCAGUAAAUCUUUCUUUAAAAGCUGACCUCAUUCAUUGCUGAUAUGAUAUCUACCUUCUAACUUCUGUCCCAGCCCUUGGCUGCCCCCGGUACGGCCAGCUGUGCUUCUGCUUCUGACAAGUGUGGAAAAGAGACGGCAGCUUUAAAGUUCUCAUGUAAAACAGGGUGGCACUUAGCAAGAUGACAUGGCUGUGCAAGAACAGUGUACAGAUCCCCUCCAGCAACAAAAAAAAGCUCACCACUCAAAACAAACUUCUCUGGAAAGAUUAAUGUGCUCUUUUUUAUAAAGUUAUUAACAAACCUUUGAAGGAUUCUCAUUCUUUUUCAUCUGUCUUCUGUGAGUGCAAACAUGGCUGUACCAAUGUAUGUGCUUUUUUAUUUUGGAAAAAAAAAAUCUUUUCAGCCAUGAAAAUGAUGUAUGUACAGCAUGUUGAGUAUAGUGAACAGACAUUCAUUUGGCCUUCCUCCAGUACAAGACUGCAUCAGAGUUUGAUCAUAUUCUACAGCAGAGGAAUGGCUAGCAGACUGCUAAUGCCAGCUCUUUUACAUCCUCAAUCACUGGCUGCUUGAAGCCUCUUUUGAUUACCUUAUUAGGUAAAGUGACUGUAAGAGGACACCUGAUAUGAUGUCUAAACAACUGCGGAAGAAAAAGCCUAGUUAUUUCUCCCAUGCUAUCUCUUACAGGUUCUAUACUAUCUCUUCUUCAAAAAUGUAAAAUAAAAAAAAUGGGACUUCUGGUGACCAUGCACUUGUCCAGAGAGCGAUCACCCAUAGGACCCGCAUCUGCAUGUGGCCGUUGUAAUAAUGAACUUUCAUUUCUAAUUUGUCAUGUUUUUGUUGGUUUCCCUUGUAUGUC